Messenger RNA from Pseudocercospora fijiensis CIRAD86, 813 nucleotides. RefSeq lists its product as uncharacterized. NCBI's taxonomy places the organism in Eukaryota, Fungi, Ascomycota, Dothideomycetes, Mycosphaerellales, Mycosphaerellaceae. Bases 1 to 813 code for a protein of 270 amino acids. The transcript is spliced from 4 exons. The record is from RefSeq and is a predicted model, not a curated record.
AUGUUCAAGCGGCCCAUAAUCGGAUCGCCACUCUCGAGAGUAUACGGUCUCGAGAAGGACUGCGAUGCGCGAAAAUCACAAAUUCGUGCCUUUGGGGAGAGAAUGACGGCGCUAGAAAAGAUCAUUUCUGAGCAGCACGAUGUCCGAGCCUUGCGUAACAAAGUCCAGGCGCAAGAUCAGAAGACUCGCGCUUUGGAUAGCAGCGUCAAGUCUUUGCAAGAAAGAAGCACUUCAGUUGGGUCAGAAUCUGCAGACCUCACAGUCCAGAUGCAGCAUGUUCAAGAUCAUCUAGCACAACCUCCUCCUACAACCAUCGCCGACGCCGAGGCCACGAAUAUGCGCAUUACGGACGCACAGAACUCCAUCCGCGCAGUCACCCGCAGACAGCAUUCAAUAGAGGAGGAACAACGCUACUUCGUCACUUUUGACGAAAUGGAAGAUCACAUCACCGCCAACACCGACACCAUCAAUACAUCCAUAACAGACAUGCGGGAUGAAGUCGGCACUUUGCGCCGCACACAGCGUUCGAUUGUCGAGGAUCAGCGCCGCUUUGUCACUUCUGAUGAAAUGGAAUCUCGUAUCACCACCGAGAUGCAUAGCACCAAUGCCCACGUAACGAACGUGCAGAACGAAGUCAGCACAUUGCGCCACAAACAUCAAUCUAUGGCGGCCGAACAUCAGCGCCAUUUUGUCACUUCUGAUCAAUUAGAAACUUCCAUUUCGGGCCUUCAUAAUGAGAUAUAUGACCACCUCGACUCUACGCGGCGCUGGAUUUCUUUCCGAAUUGCCUUGUCGUUGACUAUGCUCACCUAG